GCAGCAGUGGUGCCGGCAGCAGUGCGAGGGCUACCGGGACGUGAGCAUCACCAACAUGACCACGUCGUUCCGCGACGGCCUAGCCUUCUGCGCCAUCCUGCACCGCCACCGGCCCGACCUCCUAUGGGGGAACCAAGGCCCAGAGUCCAGACACCCUUGUUCAGGGCACAGAGCACGUCGGCAGAGCCGGGCUGGCACUUGGGGCUCCUCCCCAGCUCCCAGAUGUACCCUGCACCCCCAGGCACCCUACCGGGAAGCUAGUCUCAACAAAGCACACACUGAAGAAGGACUUGGCCCCUGCCCAGGGAAGUGAUGUCAAGAGCUUCGGUUAUUUCAUUUAUUGCUGACUUGGUUUUCGUUCACCUGCCCCCACUGGACUUUCAGCUCCAAAAGGAUGAGGGUGUCUGUCUUGGGGAUUGCUAAUCCUCCGUGCCUGGAACUGUGUCUGGCCCAUGACAGAGACUUCGAUGCUCUCAGGAAGGAAAACGUUUAUGAGAACAACAAACUGCCCACCUGCGCUGACCACUCCCCCCAGGCCUUCUGUGUGGCCGAGGAGCAGUUGGGCAUCCCAGCCCUGCUGGACGCUGAGGACAUGGUGGCCCUGAAGGUGCCAGACCGGCUGAGCAUCCUGACCUACGUGUCACAGUACUACAACUACUUCCAUGGACGCUCCCCCAUUGGGGGUAUGGCUGGUAUCAAGAGGCCCCCUUCGGACUCUGAUGAGGAACCAUCUGGGAAGAAGGCUCCAUCCCAGCUGGCCAGGCCCUCACCCACUCCAGCCCGGGGGCAGCCGCUGUCUCCAGUCAGCACAAACCCCACCGUCCAGCGGAAGGAUGGGAGCUUAGGAGGCCCCCUGCUGAAAACCGGCCAGGCCUCUGCAGGCAGCUCAGUCAGCAGCACCUGCGCAGUCUGCGGCAAGCACGUGCACCUCGUGCAGAGACACCUGGCUGACGGGAAGCUCUACCACCGGAGCUGCUUCAGGUGUAAGCAGUGCUCCAACACACUGCACUCUGGGGCUUACAGGGCCACCGGCGAGCCCGGCGUCUUCGUGUGUUCCAGCCACCACCCCGAAGCUGCCUCUGCAAGCCCCAUGUUGCGGGGCCCAGCCCCACGACAGCCAGGGGCCAUACCCUCAGACUCCAAGCCGCCCAGUGCCCCACAGAAGGCCCAGGAGGCAAAUGGGCCCCGAGAUGCAGGGCCAGAGUCCAGGCCAGCGGCCCGGGAGCCUGUGAUGGGCAACUCGACUGCCAAAGGCGUCCCUGCUACGGCCAACCCUCAGGCCACCGCCUCUUCCCACGUCCACGCAGGGAGCCCAGCCAGGCCUGCAUUCUUGGCGGGCCUCCAGGGUGGCAGAGCCAGCACACGUGUGGCCAACAGCUCCCCAGCAGGGUGGUCAUCGGCGGGACAGCACACAGCAGCAGUAAUCCCCCGUUCUGCCCCAACGCCAAAUGCCCUGGACUCUCGCCCAGCCACCCCACAGGGCCGGGUGACCCCUCAAGUGGCACCCCCCCACACCAAGGUCAGCUUGGGCCCAACGUCUCCAGGCCCAGCAGACACCCCAGACUGGGCCCCAUCAGCAGCCUCCAAGAUGCAGCAGGCCCGGGAGAGGUUCUUCCAGACUCCUGGAGCUGCCCCCAGCCCUGGCCCAGCUGGCAGGGCCCCGGCUCCUGCAGAUGUGCCUUCUAGGGCCAACAGCAGGGAGCAGGCGCUGAGCUGCCUCCGGAAGGCCCUUCCCAGGCUUGAGACUGGUGCUCCGGCACCUGGCAGGUCCUCCCCGGCCACCUCCCCUGCUCUGAAAUCCCAUAGCAGAGCUGAAGGGCCACAAGCAAGUCCAUCAGCCAAGCUGUCCCAGGUGGCACCUGCCCAGGUCCUCAGCCCCCCUGCGAGGACUGAGCCACCAGCCCCAAGUGUGAGCACCACCUCACGGGCAUCCACGUCACUCCAGGUGGACAAGAAGGACCCGCCUGUGUCCUCAGGGGCCAGCAGGGUGGGUGCUGGCUCCAGGCUGAAGCCAGAGGCCCCAGUGGCAAAGGGCUCAGGCACCAGCCCCCAGGAAGGCCAGGAAGACGGGCCCGCAGGAUGGAGGGCCCGCCUGAAGCCGGUGGAGAAGAAACACCCUGCUGAGAGGGUCCUGGGAGAGCCUCGGACAGGUGAGGCCCCUGGGAAAGCCCCUGGGAGCUCCGAGGGGCAUGUCCACGUCCCUCCACCCCCUCGUUGGCCUGACAGGACAGCGGGUACAGCCAGCCCUGGGCCUGGCCUCUCAGCCACCUCCUCCUCCCCGUCCCCGUCCCACCGCAAGAAGCUGGCUGUCCCUGCCAGCCUGGAUGUUUCUGGCGACUGGCUUCAUUCUGAGCCCUCAGAGCAGGAAGCCCCAACCCGGAGCUGGAAGGAAGAGAAGAGGAAGCCCCCUGCUCAGGGCACACCAGCAGGGAGGUCCUUGGGUUCGUCUAGUGUCCCCACUCCACCCAGCAAGGCAGUGACCAACCCGGCCACGCGGCCCCCGAACUACAUGCCCCCAGAAGAGAUCCAGAGGCACAUGCAGGACAUCGAGAGGCAGCUGGACGUUCUGGAGCUCAGGGGUGUGGAGCUGGAGAAGCGUCUACGCGCGGCUGAGGGGGAUGCCUCUGAGGACACCCUCAUGGUGGACUGGUUCCAGCUCAUUCACAAGAAGCAGCUGCUGCUGAGGCAGGAGUCGGAGCUGAUGUACAAGGCCAGGGACCAGCAGCUGGCAGAGGAGCAGUCGAACCUGGAGGGGGAGCUGCGUCAGCUGAUGGCCAAGCCUGAGAGUCUGAAGUCACCCCUGGACCAGCAGCGGGAGGCGGAUCUGCUGAGCCGGUACAUAAGUACAGUGGAGGACCGCAGCAACAUCGUGGACGUCCUGGAGGAGGACCGGCUCAGAGAGCUGGAGGAGGACGAGAUGCUACAGAACAUGAUCCAGAAUCUGGAUCUCCAGAGAAGCAGUGGGGAUCAGAAGAAGAAGUCCAAGUUCAGCUUGUCCAGAGUCCUGUCCCUGAGGAGCAAAAGGAACCCCGAGUGAGCUGCCUGGCCAGCCGCAGGACCCUGACCCUUGGCCCGGGGAGGGUGGCCACCGUGGGGGUGGGGUUGUGGUGUGGGGAUGUGCACCACCCUCCCUGUGGGGUCUGAGCAGCCACAAUAAAGGAACAAACCACA
This is a messenger RNA of Canis lupus familiaris (dog), 3171 nucleotides long. It is a transcript of the gene MICALL2, whose product is annotated as MICAL like 2. The coding region runs from base 395 to 3037 and encodes 880 amino acids. Gene Ontology annotation, molecular function: protein binding. The record is from RefSeq and is a predicted model, not a curated record. The transcript is spliced from 19 exons. Lineage: Eukaryota; Metazoa; Chordata; Mammalia; Carnivora; Canidae.